Molecule: messenger RNA, 2611 nt
Organism: Paramuricea clavata
Lineage: Eukaryota; Metazoa; Cnidaria; Anthozoa; Malacalcyonacea; Plexauridae
Source: the annotation of a GenBank genome assembly
AUGAUCCUUGGUGGAAUUGCGUGCGUUGUUGUUUCGCUCAUUCCUGCUGGUACUGAAAGAACAGGUAUAUGCAUAUCUCCGCCAGCGGAUAAAAUUAUACAAUGGGCUAAUGGACAACUUGCAUACUAAAUUUUAGUCAUAGGAAAGAGAAGGGAAUCAAACACCACAGCUAAAAAGAACAUAAAUUAGUAAAAUUGCAAAAUUUGGUUGCGAAAUUUUGUAAAGCUUGGAAAAUAUAGUCUAGCAAAUUAAGUUUGCAAAUUUUGUAUAUGUUUGUAUUACGUGCGGAAAUUGUUACCAUUUUCGGCUCAAAAAUGGUAACAAUUUCCGCACGUAAUAUACAAGCAUCAAUACAAAAUAUGCAAACUUCGCAAGGCUAUAUUUAAGCUUUACAAUAUUUCCUUAUCAAAUUUUGCAAUUUUACUAAUUUUAAUAAGUUCUUUAGGCUUUACGGGAAUUUACUUUUUUUUGCCUAUAGAUCAAAAAUUAGUCUAACAUGCAAGUUGUCUAUUAUGCAUGAAGUUACUUGUUUGCCAUUUGAUAACGUAUUGUUCUUGGGUUCGCAGUAAUUGCAUGGCUAAUCGCUGUUGCGAAUAUCCUGCCAUAGUUCAUUAAUGUACAUGAAAAAAAUUCUCUAUUAUGAUUGCUGAGAACAGCGCAAUUUAAUCGAAAUACAUUUCUUCUCCAGAUUUUAUUGUUGGACGUGUUAUCGGUGGUAUGCUAGGCAAAGGUUUCAUUACAGUCUCCUACGACGCUGUAAUCGUUUGGUCAACCGAGCUUUUCCCAACCAUUGUCAGGUAAUCCUACCAGAGUACAUAUAUGUUAUUUACCGGCUGCAAGGUCUGGGAACCUAAGAACCCAACUAGGUGAUGAUUGCACUUUUCGACAGAACUUUUCGGGGAACUGGGGUCCUUAUCCAGAUACUUUCGCCUCCAGAGGUUGAUUUCUUGCAUCUUGAGUUUCACAAAUAUACUAUUUAUUUUACAUUUUCCAGGAACAGUGGCAUAGCAAUAGUGUAUGUCGCAGCCUGCCUUGGAUCUGCGGCUGCACCCUUUGUUUUGGAGCUGGACAGAAUUAAUCCAAUAUUACCAUUUGGUCUCAUGGGAGGUUUGGCUAUCGUCGCUGCCUUGUUGGGUUUGCUUUUACCCGAGACCAGAGGAAGGCCAACUGCCGAAGUUUUCGAAAGCAAAAACAGCGGUAUACAAUCUCAUAUAAAAUUCAAAUUCGAAUUGUCCAAUUAUAUGCAUCAUCAAUCUCAAAGUGCGACUAACCACUAAUGUGAUUUUUGGUAUGUGUAAUAUUUGGGUCAUUUGAAGCAGAAAUGUUAUUUAUCUUUAUAAUAAAAAAUCCCAUCUUGAUCAACUUUUUCAGUCAAAGUUUGCGGAUAUGAUGUCAUUAGGUGAAUUGCAAAUUAGUUUUCCUUUGUUUUUUUUGUACCAAAAUUAAAUUCACCUAAUGACAUCAUAUCCGGAAACUUUGACAGUGAAAAAGUUGAUCAAGAUGAGGUUUUUUACUCUAAAGAUACAUUACAUUUCUUCUCAGAAUGAACCAAAUAUUACACAUGCCAAAAAUUAUAUUUGGGGUUAGUCGCACUUUAGAAGCAAACUUACCUUAGGUUUUACGAUUUCCAGCAACUUUUGUUGCCUCUGAUCUUUUGUUAUGAAGCAAAAACAAAUAAACUGUCUGGCUGCUCGUCCAAUUUAACGACAUUUUCGGGUUUCUCGAUGAUAUAUUCCACUGAUCCACUCCUGAAAUUCUCCAUGCUUUUGAGGUCAGCGGAAAGUCCACCAUGAAACAUAGUCAUAGGAGAUCUAGAUAUUGCCUCGUACCCAGGCGCUUUAGUCUGGGUCAGCUAUCUAGAUCUCCAAUAUCUAUGCCAUGAAACAUGGUGAUGCGCCCACGAUCAUUGAUGAACUAUAGACUUCGUUAAUGCUUUCCUUUUUCCGAGUUUAAAUAUAGGCGAGCGAAAUUAGUACUCUCACCCUGUGCUUAAGGCCACUCAUCAUCUCCACUAGAUGAUAUUUUGAGACGAUUUUUAUGACGAUCGUCAUAAAAAUUCGCGACGAUUUAGAGAGAGUUGGAGAUGUACUAACAGCAAAGCGAGGAAUCUUAUUGGUUAAAAAUUUGGCGAUCGUCUAGCGCUCGACCACGAAAAGUAGAAGUCAAUCCAACUUUUCGUCGAGCGCUAAACGAUAGCUCUUCGAACAUUUUUUUUCAAUAGCGUGUGUGUCGUCGCGAACUGUUCAAUCUCGUAACGAGAUUACGAAGUGUAGUUUGACCGGAUCGUCUCAAAAAUCGUCUAGUGAAGAUCCGCCUUAUGCCUAGAACGGCCGUUGGCUCGGGGAUUAUACAAUGGGCUAAAUAUAGGCAUUCAGUCUACUCUGCCCGCCAAAGCAAGACAUUAAUAAAUUAAAACUAAACUGGACCGAUAAACUGUGCAGCAUUGCACAUAUACAGAUAAUUAUUAUGCAGUAUUGCAUAUGAAUAUAUUGAGAAAGUUAAUUUGCCAAACUUGUUUGCUUUGCUUUUAAUUUCAGAAAAAGCUACAGAAAUGAAUAAUUUAAAAGGAAAUAUUGAAGAUCAGAACGAAAAAGAUCUCCUGAUGAUUUGA